Pogoniulus pusillus (Red-fronted tinkerbird) is the source of this 3225-nucleotide messenger RNA. RefSeq names its product solute carrier family 2 member 2 (gene SLC2A2). The record is from RefSeq and is a predicted model, not a curated record. Gene Ontology annotation, biological process: D-glucose transmembrane transport. NCBI's taxonomy places the organism in Eukaryota, Metazoa, Chordata, Aves, Piciformes, Lybiidae. Bases 89 to 1687 code for a protein of 532 amino acids. Gene Ontology annotation, cellular component: membrane; brush border. The transcript has 11 exons.
UCUCUCUUCUUCCCUGCCCAAGCUCCCGCCUCCCUCCACAGCCCCAGGACAGUGACCGCUCCUGGGAGGACAGUGGAGAAGCUGCAAGAUGGACAAGAGAAACAAAAUGCAAGCAGAGAAGCACCUCACGGGAACGCUGAUCCUCUCCGUCUUCACUGCAGUGUUGGGCUUCUUCCAGUAUGGCUACAGUCUGGGAGUCAUUAAUGCCCCCCAGAAGGUGAUUGAAGCCCACUAUGCACGUGUGCUGGGCAUCAGCCCCCUGGACACAUAUGCCCCAAACACCUCUGAGGAGGUCAGUGCCAGCCCCGUCCCUGACGUGGGGCCCUGGGUGGCCACCGAAGGCACCCCCGCACCCCCGGAUGACGGCGCUGAGGACCUUGCUGCCUCCUCGCACGUCCUCACCAUGUACUGGUCCCUCUCCGUCUCCGUCUUUGCCAUCGGGGGCAUGGUCUCCUCCUUCACCGUGGGCUGGAUCGGCGACCGGCUGGGCAGGGUGAAAGCCAUGCUGGUGGUGAACGUCCUCUCCAUUGCUGGGAACCUCCUCAUGGGGCUGUCGAAAUUUGGGCCGUCUCACAUACUCAUCAUCGCCGGGAGAGCAGUCACAGGGCUGUACUGUGGGCUCUCCUCGGGACUCGUGCCCAUGUACGUCAGUGAGGUGUCUCCCACGGCCCUUCGAGGAGCGCUGGGGACGUUGCACCAGCUUGCUAUCGUCACAGGCAUCCUCAUCAGCCAGGUCCUUGGACUAGAUUUUCUUCUGGGCAACGAUGAGAUGUGGCCCCUACUCCUGGGUCUGUCUGGUGUGGCUGCCCUCCUGCAGUUCUUCCUGCUCCUCCUGUGCCCUGAGAGCCCUCGAUACCUUUACAUCAAACUGGGGAAGGUGGAGGAAGCAAAAAAAAGUUUGAAAAGGCUCAGAGGAAACUGCGACCCAAUGAAAGAGAUUGCUGAGAUGGAAAAGGAAAAGCAGGAAGCUGCCAGUGAGAAGAAAGUCUCCAUAAAGCAGCUCUUCACCUCUUCAAAGUACAGGCAGGCUGUCAUCGUGGCCCUGAUGGUGCAGAUAUCUCAGCAGUUCUCAGGAAUCAACGCGAUCUUUUACUACUCCACAAGCAUUUUCGAGAGAGCUGGGGUCGACCAACCAGUUUACGCAACCAUUGGCGUUGGAGUGGUGAACACAGUCUUCACUGUUAUCUCUGUCUUUCUGGUGGAGAAGGCAGGCAGGCGAUCCCUGUUCAUGGCUGGCUUGAUGGGGAUGCUGAUAAGUGCCGUGGCCAUGACGGUUGGACUUGUGCUUCUGAGCCAGUUUGCCUGGAUGAGCUACGUCAGCAUGGUCGCCAUCUUCCUCUUCGUCAUCUUCUUUGAAGUGGGGCCGGGGCCCAUCCCCUGGUUUAUCGUGGCCGAGCUGUUCAGCCAAGGCCCGCGCCCUGCCGCCAUCGCCGUCGCUGGCUUCUGCAACUGGGCCUGCAACUUCAUCGUGGGAAUGUGCUUCCAGUACAUAGCGGAUCUGUGUGGGCCAUAUGUCUUCGCGAUCUUCGCAGCUCUGCUUCUGGUCUUCUUCCUCUUUGCAUACUUCAAAGUCCCGGAGACAAAAGGGAAGUCCUUUGAGGAGAUUGCAGCUGUGUUCCGCCGCAAGAAGCUCCCAGCCAAAACCAUGACUGAGCUGGAAGACCUGCGGCACAGCGAGCAGGCAUAGACAUCACCACUCACCCAGGAAGGAGAGGCUGAGCCACAAGAACGUUGGACAAAAGUCUCAUUUCACUAAAACAUUCAGCUGGCAGACCAGGAGGACGCAUCCAUCAGAUGCCUUCUGGCUGCUGCAACUCACACCUGAGCCACAGGUGCUAACCUGGUGGUUUGCUCUGAAAUACUCGGCACAAGUGGGCUGUGGGAAGAGCCAGGGAAAGGAUGGCAGAAAUGCGUUAUGCCUGUGUUUCCGUGGCCCACUGCAGGAGCCUGAUGGCACAAUCACCUUACCUAACUGGCACAGCAGAGUCGUCACUCAGCUGGAAUGAUGGAAAGAGGGACUAGCUGGUGCUGUAGCCUCAUGUUUUCACCUUUCUUCCCCAUGCUUACUUCUUCCCUCUCCUGAGUGAUCUGACACUCGAGAAACCAGCUGCUAGCACAGCUGUGCCAGCAGCAUGGCAGUGAUCACCCAAGGAAGGAAAGGAAGGAAAACAGACUGGGCAAACUGCUCCUUACUCUUGCCUUUGCAGAGGGAGAAGGUGGAUCCCACCUGAAUCAGUUGGGACGUGUCUCGCUUGCUUUGCUAGGCAUGCAUUAUGGAAAUGCUGUCCAAUCUCAUAAGGACUUCUCAACUCACAACAUUUUUAAGAGAACCUCAAAAACUGUGACUGGGCUGAUGUGCAUUUUUUCCUCUUUUGUUUUGUUUUGUCUGGUGAAUAGCCAGACUAUUUAUCUCCUCCCUCCCUUAUCCCUGCUGCAGCACAAGACACGGCACAUCACUGACCACACAAUGGGCCUGAGCAUUCCUGGCCCCCAGGACAGGAGACUCAAAUCCCAUGGUGUGACCAUCACCAAGUCUGCUCCUUCCCCAGCCUUCUUUUUGUACAGUGCUCAGACUCACAAGCUCUAGCUUCAGCUGAGGCCUGGGCUCUCCAUACCAUAGCAAUUCAUGACAACCCACCCAAAGGGGACCUGGGUUAACUGGAAGAUGCCCCUCUCAUCCAACUCCCACUUUGCACCACUCACAGGUGUUUCAGCCAAGAUCAGGAAGCCUGACCUGGACCAGGAGGCCUGAUGCUGCAAGCAGGAGGCUGUCUUGUUCCCAUAGCCUUGUUUGUGCUCAUUCUGCCUCUUUAUGAUGUACUUUUAUGUGACAAAAUCAAUCUGCAAAGAUUUGUCUUUUUUUUUUUUUUUUUUGAGGGGGGAGAUGUGUUGAAAUAAUUGUAAAACCCUGCUUGAUUUUUACUAUUUCUAUGUUCCUGGUUGUGAUGGCAGGCUACUUUCUACCAACUUGCUCAGGAUAGAAGCCCAUUAUUUAUUUAGAGAUGAAAGCCCAGCAUUGCUAGGUCUCUGUGAGCUCAUCAUGUCUGCCAGGGAAACAGUGACCAUAAUGUAACCAGAGGAUGAAACACAACGAAAAGCAUGAGAAUACACAGGCCAAGAAGGGUCACAGGCUGCUGCUGUUGGGUCGUUGUUGUUCCUUUCCAUGUGCCUGGACUUGUUUCCUUUGUAGACUUUACUCUCUUGGUAUUAAAACUCUAAAGCAAA